AUGCACUUUCGCCCGGUCGAACAGUCGAUGGAUGACGAGUAUCUCGGGCAGGGAGGCGGCAGCGGCGGAGGCGGUCCUGGCGAUGUGACGGCGCCGGAAGCUGGAGCUCGUUCUGGCGGCAUGUAUUUUUCUCUCGACGAUGUGUUUGGCUCUGAAUCCGAAGCAGUCCCGGCGUCUGGCGAUGGUCAUGGCAAUGCCGCUGCUCUCGUCUCUUCUCUCGACAGGCCUGAGAGCCCUCGUCAUCCUUCUGAUAUGCGGCGGCUGGAGACAGAACACGCAACUGCGGGGUACCGCGAAGGCAUCUCGACGGCAAAGGAACAGACGGUCCAGGCUGGCUUCGACGAGGGCUUCAGUCUCGGCGCUACGAUUGGCCUGGCUGCAGGCCAGUUGCUCGGUAUGCUGGAAGGCAUCGACGACGCUCUGAAAAGCAGGCUGGGCGGCCAAGCCGGCAGCCAAGAUGGACAAGGCACCGCAUCCGCAACGGCCACGUCCGAGUUGCUGGCAGAGGCGAGACAAGAGCUGAGCGUGCUCAAGAUUUUCAGCCCGGAUUACUGGGCCCCUGAUGGAAACUGGAGCUACGACGUCGAGCCCCAUGGCGACGGCGAGGGCGAGGGCGACGAGAUGCUGUUCCCUGAUGUGGCCAAAGCCCACCCCUUGAUAAGGAAGUGGACCGCCAUCGUCGACGAGCAGGCCAGGCUGUGGAAGAUUGACCGGUCUGUGCUUGAUGGCGAUGCGAGCAUGGAGGCUGCAGCAGACGACACAACCACUGCUGGCACCAGCACUGCUAGCACAACUACUAGUACUGCUAUCCCGCUCCCUCCGCCUGCAUCGAGGCAGCCUCUGGAUUGGUGACAAGGUAAAGGAUACGACGAGACACGCGCAAAGCGCUCUUCGCCUUUACCGAGCAAAGAAUCCAGUCCCCUGGCUCUUCUCCGGCCACGCCAUUGCCACGCCAUGUAUGUCUUGCCUUAUCUUGGCAUACCUUGGCUUCAAUGCUUGACCUACCUUGGCCUUUCGCUUGCUUGCUCCAGCAUGCGGCUUGUGGCUCUUUGCUUGCUCACCCUUGGAGGCUACCCGGCAUUGCUGGGGAAGACUAGAUACUAUUUUUGAAGAGGCGAUAGCCAAUAACCUACGUCCUAACCUUACCGAAACGAAGCAGUCAUGGUAUGUACCUACAUUCACGAGAUGGAACAAAAGGCAAGUCAUAGGAAUAAAUUAUGCCAUUUUAUGCCACGCCUGAAGAAGGGUUACCGAAAUUCCGAUCAUCGGAGUGG
Trichoderma atroviride IMI 206040 is the source of this 1274-nucleotide messenger RNA. RefSeq lists its product as uncharacterized. The record is from RefSeq and is a predicted model, not a curated record. NCBI's taxonomy places the organism in Eukaryota, Fungi, Ascomycota, Sordariomycetes, Hypocreales, Hypocreaceae.